Molecule: messenger RNA, 1653 nt
Organism: Striga asiatica
Lineage: Eukaryota; Viridiplantae; Streptophyta; Magnoliopsida; Lamiales; Orobanchaceae
Source: the annotation of a GenBank genome assembly
CAAUUCUGCCCGAGUAGCUCCACGCCGCAGCCGAGGAUAAGCCGCGGCUCCAGCCGCUUGAGAGUAAUCAAUUUCCGCCUGCUCGUAGGAUUUACUGUCGUUUUGGGACAAGCGCCAUCCGACGCUUUGUGGGAUUUUAGGAUACAGUUUCGACUUUCGAGUCUCCUUCAUAUCAUGGCUAUUGAAUGCCUCGUCCUUGGCGCGGGGCAAGAAGUGGGGAAGAGUUGCGUGGUUGUAACCAUAAACGGGAAGAAGAUAAUGUUCGACUGUGGUAUGCACAUGGGCUACCUCGACCACCGCCGGUACCCGGACUUCUCUUCGAUUUCCGGCGCCGGCGGCGACUUCACGAGCUCACUUUCGUGCAUAAUCAUCACCCACUUUCACUUGGACCAUAUUGGGGCCCUCCCGUAUUUCACUCAAGUUUGCGGCUAUCAUGGCCCCAUUUACAUGACGUAUCCAACGAAAGCGCUAGCCCCAUUAAUGCUUGAGGAUUAUCGGAAAGUGAUGGUUGAUAGAAGAGGAGAGGAAGAGCAGUUUAGCUCUGAGCAUAUUGUUGAGUGUAUGAAAAAAGUCACGCCAGUGGAUCUUAAGCAGACAGUUCAGGUUGAUAAAGACCUUCAGAUCCGAGCAUACUACGCAGGGCAUGUCCACUUAUGCGACAACAUAUCGCGAUUCAAAAUAUGUUCGAGAGAGAGAGUUCACAAAUGUGUUGCUGGGGGCGGGAAAGUUCUAAUUCCUACCUUCGCUCUGGGAAGAGCUCAGGAACUCUGUAUGCUAUUGGAUGACUACUGGGAGAGAAUGAAUCUCAAAGUUCCUAUAUAUUUCUCAGCAGGAUUGACCAUACAAGCGAAUUUUUACUAUAAAGUUCUUAUCAACUGGACCAGCCAGAAGGUGAAGGAUACUUAUGCAACACGAAAUCCAUUUGACUUCAAAAAUGUCUCCAGUUUUGAUCGUUCUUUGAUUAACUCUCCGGGUCCUUGCGUUCUUUUUGCGACACCUGGAAUGAUCAGCGGAGGUUUCUCACUUGAAGUUUUCAAGCAGUGGGCCCCACAAGAAGGAAAUCUUGUUGCGUUGCCAGGAUACUGUGUGGCUGGAACUAUUGGGCACAAAUUGAUGUCAGCUAAAACACCGACCCAAAUUAAGCUUGAUGAGGCUGUCCACAUUGAUGUGCGAUGCCAGCACGUCAUCCUUGUACACGGUGAAAAGCCGAAAAUGGCCACACUCAAAGACAAAAUCCAAUCCGAGCUGGCAAUCAAAUGCUACUUCCCGGCAAACAACGAGACUGUAAGCAUUCCCUCAACUCACCACGUGGAAGCUAAUGCCUCUGAUUCAUUCCUGCAGAGUUGCAUGUGCCCGAAUUUCGAGUUUGCGAAAAACGGGGAAGAAGAAGGAUAUCCUGAUUCGGACAAUGCUGAUUCAUCAUUCACGGGAAAAGUGCAGGUUUGUGAUGAUCGGGUGGCUCGGGGGAUGCUGGUCCUAAAGAAGGAUCAGGGCCCGAAAAUCGUGUGCCAAGAUGAGUUGAUGCAGGAGUCGAAUUCGACAACUCUUGAGCUGAAGUUUGCAGUUUCGAUUUUCUACUGUUCAUCUGGUAUGAAGCUGAACUGUGUAGGGGUAGAUUUGGAAGUUAAUCUUGAUCUUUUUGAUGAUAUGCUU